CCCAAUGUUCUUUAGUAUCUUACCAGCUUGUGGAUUUGGUGUCCCCAAAGUGUAUAAGAUUUAACAAUGUCAUAAGUAACAUAGUAAGAGGUUACAUAGAAUUUGUUCAGAGAAUGUUGCAAACUGCAAAAAAGAAGAAGAUAAAUUAUGGCUUUGGCACAGCUCUCGCUUGAUUCAUGGCAUCCAUAAGAUGAGCCCUCAAAGCAUCCGGAUCACGCAAUGAUGGGCUUGAAGUCAAAAGUACCUGGAGGAAGAAACUCCUUGGAGAGCUUCCUCAUUGCCUCCAAAGCAGCCGGUUCUAUCAUUCGUAGCUUAUACCCAGACAAAGUUAAGUCUGAAAUUCCAAUUCAAGAUAUCCGAUCUUGCGGUGGUGUUCUCGCUUCCGUCCAGACUCCAAAUAUAUUUUCUGUCUGA
Messenger RNA from Arabidopsis thaliana (thale cress), 414 nucleotides. RefSeq lists its product as uncharacterized. Lineage: Eukaryota; Viridiplantae; Streptophyta; Magnoliopsida; Brassicales; Brassicaceae. The transcript has a single exon. The record is from RefSeq and is marked reviewed. Bases 220 to 414 code for a protein of 64 amino acids.